UGUAACUGGUAUUUCACACUACCGCGGAGCCAAAUGGGCUCUCUUCCUCAUUUUGUAGACAUUUUCUUUGAUGAAUGCUGCAGCCCACUACUAAAUACCCGCAUAACCAACUUAAUGCCAACAUUUAUGGUCCGGUUUGUUCGUCCUAUUAGCCGUAUAACUUUGUUAGCGACAGUUAGCUAACAGCUAGCUCAGCAGGUGUCCUGUGCAGCAUGGCCGUUUGAUUCAUUCCAACAGGUGUUGGCUGUAGUAAGAUGCAAUCUGUGAAACGUCCAGUGGUUUGUCAUUUCAAACCAUGUCAAAGAGUUGACUGUUAAUAUUGACGUUAUUUGCGGCCAGCUUCCGUUAGCAUUUAUUCAUGUUGAGUUAGCCUGUACUUUUAGACACCUAAAGCCAAAGUUUAUGUCGUUUUGUGUGUCAUGCUCCUCGGUUACGUCCUGUCGAGCCCAUUCAGAUCGACGUGUGCGAAAAUAGUCUGUCUGCAGAGGUGCUGUAUCAGUCAACUCUUACACAGGACGAAGAAUCAGGCAUGUGCCAGUAACUUUAAACAGGGCAGAAAACUUCACAGCUCCUCACACCGGCUUCAGCUCAAGGCACAGCCCUAUCUGUAUCAACUAACCGUGGUCGACAUGCAGGCUGCUAAUGUGUUGUAUGGGAAAGAGACCUCUGCAGUUGCCUCAGGCGAUGAUGAUGAGGAGGACGAAGGUGGUGGUGCAGGUGUAGUUUUACAGGAGCCAGGGACAAAGGAUGAAGAGUCAAAGGAGGAGCUGACUCCAGCUCUUGCAGGUUUAAAUGAGAAGAAAAAUAAGAAAACAAGAAAAGGGAAGAGGAUUUGGAAGAAGAAAAAGCUCAAGUCAGCUGAUACCACAGACAAUUUAAUGUCUGAGCUUCCAUUUUCUCUGACCAGCCCCACCACAUGGAAAGAACUUGGAUUCCCCAGUCCAGACUCAAAUGAGAAGAAGCGAAAGAGAAAGAGAGGAGACAGCGGGGGCCGAGUGGACAGUGAAGAGGAUGCAGAGAAGAAGAAAAAGAAGAAAGAGAGUCAUCGACCAAAUUACUUUGUCUCUAUCCCCAUCACAAACUCAGAGAUCAGUGCUGCUGUGAUGGAGCUCCAGGAGGUGGUGCUUCAGCAGGAGCCAAGACUGGCAAAAGCCAUGAUCCCUGUCCCAACACUCCACAUCACGCUGUUGGUCACUUAUCUGGCCAAUCAGGAGCAAGUGGACCUGGCGGCCUCCGUGCUGACUCAGGCUGAGCUGUCAUUGGCAGAGCUGCUGGGUGGGCGGGAUCUGGUGCUGCCCUUCUCAGGGAUCAGUCAUUUCAAGAAGGAGGUGGUUUUUGUUGAUCUGGCCCCCGGACAGCACAGAGACACGCUGGACAGUGUGGCAGAGUUGUUGCGGUGUCGUUUUGUGGAGCAGGGUCUGCUGCAGGAGGACAGCCGUGGGUUUGUGCCCCACCUCACCAUUAUGAAGCUGUCCAGAGCACCAAAACUACGAUCACAGGGUAUAAAGAGUGUCGACCCGGCUCUCUACUCCAACUACACUAACAAGUUUUUUGGAGACCAGACAGUUGAGCGGGUGGAUCUUUGUUCCAUGUUGAAGAAGAAGCAGCAAAGCGGGUAUUACCACACUGAGACUUCACUACAACUCAAUUUGGUUAAGACCCCACCUCAUGCCAAACGUUCAAGUGGGCGUCGCCGGUCUGAGCCCGACGAGGCAGAGCUCCUUAGGGUCAGCAGGCGAUUGGUGGAGGAUGCCGUCAAUCGCGCCUUACAACAGUACAAGCAGGAAACACUCCAAAACGGGGACGGGCCUAACGCCACGGCACUGCAGCCCCCUGAAAAUACCGAGGAAACUGACACAAAGACGGACACUACAGCUAACUCCACCACGGACAACAGGAAGUGACAUCAUUGGACUAAGGUGCAAGGACUUGGAAAAGCAGCGGCCCAGAAAACAUCAGCCAGGCCUGGCAUACCUGGAGGCUCAGUAAGCCCUGAGCACAAAAAGCCUGAACCAGCCAACCAGUCGGCCCAGUUUGCCGACCUGCCAACCCAGCUAGCCAGUCAUGCUAGCUUCCUGCCCAACCAAGCGAGCUGGAAACCGUGCUAGUUAAAUGUAGCUUGAGUUCAGUGCUAUGUGACUGACCCAGCGAGCUAAACCUCACAAACUAUGUUGUCCUACAUCUGGCAGCAAGGCUGUCAUCCCUCCAUGUUUAACUCAGCUGUGGGUCCAAAUCAAACUAAGCACUCCUUCAGGGGUGCAUAAAUAAGGUUCCCUUUGAAGCUGCCCUUCAUUUUGACAUUUUAGUUGAAAAUUUCUCUGGUUUGGCCCAUGAUGAUUUCUCAACCUCUCAUCUUGUGGAGUCUUUUUGUGACUGCUUCUUUAAAUUCGGAUUAGAACUGGUGCUGAACUUGGUGGAAAUUUAAUUUUCUUUCUUAGCUUUUUGGGCUCACAACACUUAAAGUUCAAUUCAAGGAAGGAUGCCAGCCUACCUACCUAUAUUUUAUAUAAAAUGAUUGGGCCACAGCUAUACUUGAAGUAUAUUAUUAUUUACUAAUAGUGUCAUGUGGAGGCAGCACUGAGACAAUCAUUUAAAUCAUUUAAUAAGCUUGAUUUGCAAACAAAAACCAAGUGACUCCAGCUUUUCAAAACCUCAUCUGGGCCCUUUUUGGGUCCACACACUUUAGGAGCAAAAAGCUGGUAAAACACCUACUAAACUACACUUGUAGCUCAAAAGAAGUUAGGAGAUACGUUAUUAGAGAAUAAAUGCGGACAGCACUGAAUUCAUACACUAUAAGUUGCCAGGAAUGCAUUUUUACUUUGUUGAUGCCAAAACUGAGUGACAGGCUUUUUUUUCAAGAACCAGGCUCUCAAUUAAAAGAUGAACUUUAUGAAUCCCUGGAGGGAAAAUUUCGUUAACCACUCAGCUUCCUGCCUCAUCAUAUAUGUUUAUUCAUUUCUUGCUUGUAUUUUUAUAAUUUAUCAUCAUUUUCUUCCUGUGCGUUUGAAGCAGCACAAUACACAAUGUUUUUCUUUUUUUAUCAGAUCAUAAAUUGUUGUUGUUAGAGUCUGGACUAGAGCCCACCUGUGUGUUUGAGGCUCAGUGAAAUAUUGGAAGCAUUAAUGCUGAUUAGAGGGGCUUUUUUUGUAUUGCUGUACUUGUAAGAGGAGUUACUUCGAGAAUGAUGUCAGAGAGAUUUACUUCAAUGAUCCCUGCUGUCAGCUGAAAACCCUGCAGGUUUUAAAUUUCAUUGUCUUCCUUCCAUUCUUUGUUUAUUUUAUUUUUUUGUUAAAACCUGAAAAUGAAAUUGGCUUUCCUUGCUCGGCUUUUUCCCACAGCUCUCAGUUCCCCUUUAGAAACUCGAUGGACUCAUAUGAAGCAUGGAAAGAUCAUUGACUUUGUGGCGGUGGGGUUUUCAACACGAUAAAGAUUAUAAAAUACUAAUCAUAAGGAUGAUUGCUUUCAGUUCUGACCUUGAAUCAUUGUUAUUAGCCUUUUUAACAUUUACGUAUGAUUUGUUAAAAACAACUAUUGUUAUGAAAAAAAGGAGCUGCCAGCUUCCCCUCAGGAGUGAAAAAGCACAAAAUUUGAAUAAAUCAUUCUGAUUGUC
Molecule: messenger RNA, 3610 nt
Organism: Cheilinus undulatus (humphead wrasse)
Lineage: Eukaryota; Metazoa; Chordata; Actinopteri; Labriformes; Labridae
Product: A-kinase anchor protein 7-like
Exons: 11
Coding region: 420-1904 (494 amino acids)
Cellular component (GO): cytosol
Molecular function (GO): protein kinase A regulatory subunit binding
Source: RefSeq, a predicted model, not a curated record